AACCACCACAGCAGCACCAACAACAACCACAACAACCGCCCCCACAACAACAACUACAGCUGCCCCAACCACAACCACAACAGCUGCCCCAACAACAACCACAACAACCGCCGCCACGACAACAACCACCACAGCAGCACCAACAACAACCACAACAACCGCCCCCACAACAACAACUACAGCUGCCCCAACAACAACCACAACAACAGCUGCCCCAACAACAACCACAACUACAGCUGCCCCAACAACAACCACAACUACAGCUGCCCCAACCACAACCACAACAGCUGCCCCAACCACAACCACAACAGCUGCCCCAACAACAACCACCACAGCAGCACCAACAACAACCACAACAACCGCCCCCACAACAACAACUACAGCUGCCCCAACAACAACCACAACAGCUGCCCCAACAACAACCACAACAGCCACACCCACAACAACAACUACAGCUGCCCCAACCACAACAACUACAGCUGCCCCAACAACAACCACAACAACCGCCGCCACGACAACAACUACAGCUGCCCCAACAACAACCACAACUACAGCUGCCCCAACAACAACCAC
Pelmatolapia mariae (spotted tilapia) is the source of this 573-nucleotide messenger RNA. RefSeq names its product GATA zinc finger domain-containing protein 14-like. The transcript has a single exon. NCBI's taxonomy places the organism in Eukaryota, Metazoa, Chordata, Actinopteri, Cichliformes, Cichlidae. The record is from RefSeq and is a predicted model, not a curated record. The annotation marks the transcript as partial.